AUGGUUUACGAUAUCGUGGGUGACGACCCGACCCUUGCUGCGACCCUCAUCGUCAGGCGCACUGGAAUUCCACGGACGUACGGGUCCACUGCCUCAACGACAAGCAACGGAAGAAUCGCGCGGAGUGCUGUGAGCGUCUCCUGCCGAAAGUCGACGAAGUCAUCACGCUCUACCAGCCAGCGUGGUCUGAUGGUUUGGACGGGUGCCUCAUGGAAUGGAAAGACGGAGCUACUGUUCGUGGAGCCUGGGUUGAAGAUAAAUGCCGACUACUAUAUCAGGCAGCUCAGAGACGACAUUUUGCCGUCAUGCAGCAGUCUGUAUCGUGAUGGAAGAUUUGUGCUGCAGCAAGACCGGGCACCGGCACAUGCAGCUCGGAAAACUCUCGCCUUUUUGGAUUCGGUGGGAGUUGAAUACCUCAAGAAAACAGAAUAUCCAAGUGCAUUACCUGACCUCAACCCACUCGACUACAGGGUGUGGGCAGAACUCAACAGGACUGUCUACGAAGGCAGAGAA
This is a messenger RNA of Ostertagia ostertagi, 513 nucleotides long. NCBI's taxonomy places the organism in Eukaryota, Metazoa, Nematoda, Chromadorea, Rhabditida, Trichostrongylidae. The record is from the annotation of a GenBank genome assembly.